AUGCUUGGUCUCUCCACCCUAUACGGUGUAGCUGCUUUGUUAGCAGGUGUAUCUGCCGGCGAUCCAUUCUUCAUCGUUCAACAUGGUACUGCUACUUUCACCACUCGAGUAGAUCCAAUCAUCAACCCCAGGACCAUUUCUACCCAUGUACACCACGUGGUAGGAUCAUCAUCAUUCAAGAAUGAGCAUACGUACGAGAACAAUCGUGAUGGAAAAUGUACCACCGCUAACGUCAUCGAGGACAAGAGUAAUUACUGGGCACCUCAACUGUACCAUAAAUACGAUAAUGGUACUUUUGAGCUGGUCAGAAUGAACAGAGUCAACACAUCCGGCCCAGACGAAGAAGUCCACGAAUUCCCAGAGGAAUUCAAGAUGUUAGCGGGCAGCUCCAAGCGAUCUACUUACGAUGAUAACGAUUACACCAAUAAGGCGAUCAGUUAUACCUGUUUGGAUUAUAGUGGACCUGGUAAACCAGAUACUCACGAGUUCCCCGAAUAUAGUUGUCCUCAAGAUCUACGAGCUAACAUCUUCUUCCCGAACUGCUGGGAUGGCGUGAACAACUGA
Messenger RNA from Kwoniella mangroviensis CBS 8507, 564 nucleotides. RefSeq lists its product as uncharacterized. NCBI's taxonomy places the organism in Eukaryota, Fungi, Basidiomycota, Tremellomycetes, Tremellales, Cryptococcaceae. Bases 1 to 564 code for a protein of 187 amino acids. The record is from RefSeq and is a predicted model, not a curated record. The transcript is spliced from 7 exons.